Molecule: messenger RNA, 720 nt
Organism: Myotis brandtii (Brandt's bat)
Lineage: Eukaryota; Metazoa; Chordata; Mammalia; Chiroptera; Vespertilionidae
Gene: CTNNBIP1
Product: catenin, beta interacting protein 1
Exons: 4
Coding region: 109-369 (86 amino acids)
Biological process (GO): negative regulation of Wnt signaling pathway
Cellular component (GO): nucleus; cytosol; beta-catenin destruction complex
Molecular function (GO): beta-catenin binding
Source: RefSeq, a predicted model, not a curated record
GGCCGCACCUUCCUAUUUCUCCCCGGCCUCAGCCCGCCCGCCACAGUUGAGCGCCUGUUUGCCUGAAGUUAAUUUCCAGAAGCAGCAGUCCCCAGAGCUGGCCAGGGGAUGAACCGCGAGGGGGCUCCCGGGAAGAGUCCGGAGGAGAUGUACAUUCAGCAGAAAGUCCGGGUGCUGCUCAUGCUGAGGAAGAUGGGAUCAAACCUAACGGCCAGCGAGGAGGAGUUCCUGCGCACCUACGCGGGGGUGGUCAACAGCCAGCUGAGCCAGCUGCCGCAGCACUCCAUCGACCAGGGGACGAGGACUGUGGGGACCCCACCAGGGGCCUCAGAGCAUCUUCCUCCCGAGGGAAGGAAGACGCCUGUGUGAGAGCACACACAAACACGCAAGACACACUCUGGUCUGCAGCUCCAGCGGAGCCCCUGGGCAAAGGUGAGUUUCUCCAGCCCCCUCUGCUAUCAGGUGUGGAUGCCGGUGUCGCUGGCUGCCCGCUCUCUCUGUACCUGUCCCUCCGGGAAGGGCUCAUGUCCUGGCCCAUGGUGUGUUCUCCACCCCAGCCCGUCCUUGUCAAGGUCCUGGGGCUCCCUCUUGUAACCGUGAUUGCCCUGAUCUGUCUCAUCUUCUGAAGAAGAAAAGUGAAAAUGUUGCCGUGGCUUCUUGUUUCAACUAAAAAUAUACCUGUCGGAGAGAAAAAUUAGCAAUAAAAAUGUUUAAUACCUU